AAUUACUUAAAAUGUUCAACUCAGACAUGUUGGACAUCGUGAUCAUGUUGAAUUGUGCAGCGAGAGGCAACUCUUAUUCAUUCCAGAUUUUCUUUCUUCGAAAUUUUCGAAAACUCUUGUUCACAGGACCGAACGAAGUGAACAGAAUAGUUCUAAACAUUCACAUCUACAAGCAAGAAGCCUUGGACCUGCCACUCUUAUAAUCGAUUAAUGAUUCAUCAGAGCAUACCCGUGAAAUAUUAUCGAGAAUAAAUUGAAGAAGCCAGUGGAUCGACUUGAGAAACGCAAAAAGUGAAACAGCCUCAAUUAGCCGCAAUGAGAUUGAAUAUGUGUUCAACAUUCGUCCCAUGCGGAAAGUAGUGAUUCCAAAUUCUCAGGCUGCACGAUGAAUCGUGAUAACAUCUUCUGUAAAUGAGCGAGCAGAGUUUGCAGCAAGAUUCUAUAACGCUCUUCCACAUCGAAUUGAACUCCUGUCCUCCUUGAAACGGACAGUAAUUUAGUGCGAAUCCAGCUUGCCCGUAAAAAUCCAUGAGAUCAGCUGAUAGACUCCAUGUUCGAGAUUCAAAUGCUCGCGUGACGAACGCUGACAAGGGGAGAUUCUAAUAGGCAUCGCCUUGAAAGGGCAAGUGGAUCCGCUCAUCGAUCGGAGCACCGGUCUGUCAGGAAUGCCGUCGUGAAACAGGUCGCAGUCGAUCUGCACAAGUCUCGAAUUUCGACGAGAACAUGGUGCGUAGCAUACAACCCGAAUGGAUCGCAGGGCCCGUCCCGCCCCCGAGAGCUCAAGAAACCAUCAACGGAAUCUACUGGGGCUACGUGAAAGAGAAGAACGAAGAGCACAAAUCCUGGCACCAGCAAUUUCGCAAGCCAUGGGAGUUGGGCAGGCACAAGAGGGACUUUUGUGGCCAGAUCCGCACCUCGAGAACCGACGACCACAAGUACGUGUUCUACUUGCCCGGCCGAGAAGCCAGAGACCACCACCUGAAAUGCGUGGACGAGACGAACGCGUGGCGAGCUCGCACGCUGCUGAACGAGAACGUCAAAGCGAUGCUGGCGAAGAAUUUCGCGUGCGAGAAAAAACGGCACUACUUCGACACGAUGAAGAGGCACAAGGAAGAGCAGCAAGCGCUGUGGUCCAAGGCCAAGAAGAAGCUCCUCUACAUCAAAGACGAGGACGUCGCCUCCGAGGCGCCUCGAGCCCGAGAUCUACCGGAAUUCAACCCUCUCAAGCCAUUCGAGGAGAUCAAGUUGGGGAUUGCCAAAUGCUCUGGCGUGUUUUAUCCGCAGUACGUGAAUCUGCCCGCUCUCGGGAGGUACAUGGCCAACUUGGACUCGGUUAAGAGAGGACUCGUGGCGGCGCUGAAGGACAUGCCCGGGAAGGUGCCCAACUUGAUGGGCAACUUCGCCACGGAGCUCGAGUUGAACUCUCCAUCGGCUGAAUCUGGAUCCGCCGCUCUCGACCUGCUGGAAAUUCCGAUUUUCGAAUCGAAGCUCGCCAGCCUUGUGGCAGAGUUGAAAGCUAAGCAGGCUCUACAACCUGUGAUCAAAGACGCAGAUCGAUACACUUCAUCGCACGCCAUUAAAGGAGUGAGGUUUUCAUGACCCCCACC
Messenger RNA from Marchantia polymorpha subsp. ruderalis, 1607 nucleotides. NCBI's taxonomy places the organism in Eukaryota, Viridiplantae, Streptophyta, Marchantiopsida, Marchantiales, Marchantiaceae. The record is from the annotation of a GenBank genome assembly.